UCUGCCGCCUCUGGAUACCCGGGUUUGCGGAGAUGGCGGCUCCCCUAUAUCCUCUCACGAAAUCCAACACCCCCUACCACUGGGGAAAGGAGCAGCAAUUGGCUUUUGACAAAAUAAAAAGGGCCUUAUUGACCGCCCCUGCCCUGAGCCUCCCAGAUGUAACCAAGCCUUUUACGCUAUAUGUUGAUGAACAUAAUGGAAUAGCCAAAGGGGUCCUAACUCAAAAACUGGGACCCUGGAAAAGGCCCGUGGCAUACUUUUCAAAAAAAUUAGACAGCGUGGCUGCAGGAUGGCCCCCAUGUCUCCGGAUAAUAGCGGCUAUGGCAGUCCUGGUAAAAGACUCAGACAAGUUGACUUUUGGCCAACCCCUCACUGUGGUGGCCCCCCACGCCGUAGAGACAGUCAUCCGCCAGCCCCCUGAUCGAUGGCUCUCAAACGCCCGGGUCACCCAUUAUCAGGCCAUGUUACUGAAUUCUGAGCGGAUACAGUUUGGAACGGCUACAUCUCUAAACCCGGCCACCUUGCUUCCAGAAACCGAGUCCCCCUCCCUAGUAAUGCAUGAUUGCCACCAGAUCCUAGCUGAAGUCCAUGGCACCAGAGGGGACUUGACGGACCAGCCUUUGCCAGAUGCUGAAGCAACCUGGUACACCGAUGGGAGUAGCUUUCUACGAAAUGGCUGGACAGAAGCUUUCCCCACCAAGCGAGAAACCGCCCAGGUGGUUGUCAAGAAAAUCCUGGAAGAAAUUUUCCCCCGGUUUGGACUGCCCAAGGUAAUAGGGUCGGACAACGGCCCCGCCUUCGUCUCCCAGGUAAGUCAGUUGGUGGCCAGAUUACUGGGGAUAAAUUGGAAAUUACAUUGUGCAUACAGACCCCAGAGCUCAGGUCAGGUAGAAAGAAUGAAUAGAACAAUUAAAGAGACCCUAACUAAAUUGACAUUGGAGACUGGCACUAGAGACUGGGUCCAACUCCUCCCUAUGGUUCUGUUCCGAGUCCGGAACACUCCCGCGCGCCAUGGGCUAACUCCUUACGAGAUUCUCUAUGGAGGUCCCCCACCAGUAACGGACUUACUAGAUUCUGCUCUUGACCCUCUUGCUAACACUCCCGGUUUACAGGACAGGCUAAAGGCGCUCCAGAUUAUCCAGCACCAGAUCUGGAAACCCCUUGCGGCUGUCUACCGCCCCGGAGACACAACCGGCCCACACCCGUUCCAGAUCGGGGACUCCGUCUACGUCAGGAGACAUCAGUCCAGGACGCUUGAGCCCCGCUGGAAGGGCCCAUAUACUGUACUCCUGACCACCCCAACCGCCUUAAAGGUAGACGGCAUUGCUGCUUGGGUCCACGCCUCACACGUCCAGCGCGCCCCAUCAACGAGCACCGCUGACGCCAGCCAGGACGGACCGGACGAGCCACUCCAAUGGAAGCUCCACCGCACCCAAAACCCGCUCAAGUUAAGACUUUCAAAAAUUGUUCAGUGACAGUUGUUAUAUUCCUACCUCUCCUAGCGCUCUUCACCUCCGCCAAAGUUAUCCUGCUCCUGCUGCUAACUUUCGGCCCCUGCGUCCUCAACCGGCUGCUCCAGUUCAUCCGAGACAGAUUGUCUAUUACCCAAGCUCUGGUAUUAACUCAGCAAUGUCGGGCCCUCCAAACUGAAGAAAUAAAUGUUCCCUAAGAUUUUAAGGUUAAAAUCAGCCCAAACAAGAGGAGGGAAUGAAGAAACCUCCCCCCUUGUAAGUAGGGCCAGCCCUAAUCCAGAGGCAGCCCAUCCAGUCUUCUUCCUGAAAUUUUAGCAACUAAAAGCAUUCUGUUUACAAUAAGAAAACCGUUUCCCCCCCCACACACCCUGAUUGGAAUGUCCCUGAAUAGGUUCAUGUUGACCCUCCCCAA
Messenger RNA from Nyctereutes procyonoides (raccoon dog), 1884 nucleotides. RefSeq lists its product as uncharacterized. Gene Ontology annotation, molecular function: nucleic acid binding. Gene Ontology annotation, biological process: DNA integration. The transcript has 2 exons. Bases 33 to 1475 code for a protein of 480 amino acids. The record is from RefSeq and is a predicted model, not a curated record. Lineage: Eukaryota; Metazoa; Chordata; Mammalia; Carnivora; Canidae.